UGAGAAACUUUCUGCUUCACUGUUUCCAAAACAAACGAUCAAGUUUACAAACUUUCUUUAAUUAUAGCAUAAAAUGGAUAUAACGCUUGAUUUUGGUGGUGGUGCUGAAGUACUUUUCAAUAAUAUCAAAAAACGUGAACUUAAACUGGAUGAUGGAACAAAAUGGACCCUCCGAUCAUUCCUGCAAUAUAUGAAAGAUAAUCUCUUAACAGACAGACUAGAGCUGUUUAUGCAAGGUGAAUCUGUAAGACCUGGAAUCCUAGUGCUUGUGAAUGACACAGACUGGGAGCUAUUGGGUGAAUUAGACUAUGAGAUCCAGCCAAAAGACACUAUAUCAUUCAUAUCAACACUUCAUGGCGGUUAA
This is a messenger RNA of Chironomus riparius, 364 nucleotides long. The record is from the annotation of a GenBank genome assembly. Lineage: Eukaryota; Metazoa; Arthropoda; Insecta; Diptera; Chironomidae.